AUGAAGGCGGGUCGCAAAUGUGGUAAUAACAUGGCCUACAAAAUUGUUGACAAAGUGAAAUAUGCUGACGGCGUAUCACUUGAACCAUUAUGCAUUCUCGAAUGCACAUGUCUUCCGGUUGAAAAUCAGCUUGAAAGAAAUGAAACAGCGACACCAACUUUAACCCAAAGAUCUGUCACUGAACAAUUUUCCGCUCAUCCAACUACUCAAAAGGCGCAACGAGGUGUUAGCCGUAUCAAAGUGGAACGCCAGAAACUUAUGGACGUUGCAAGCCAAUUCCUUGCUGAAGUACCAGUAUCAAAGGCUUGCAGUGGAAGAAACUGUGUCCUCGGUGAAUUAAUUACUGAUAGUCUGUGUUCAUUAACAGACCACAAGUGCGGACCAAAUAUGGUCUUUAAGACCUUAAUUGGACCUAUGCGCGUGAAAGCUGGUCUAUCAUCAUAUAAGAUUUGUUUUCAACAGUGCACUUGCUACAGUAGUGAAUACAAGAAAAAAGGUGGACAAUGCAUUAAAAAAAGUAGUGUUCCGAUGCGAAACGAAACUGAGCUUUCUGAGACUCGCGCAAAUUGCGUUGGACGAUCUUGCGAGCAGAUUCGCAAUAUACUUUGCACGCUAAGAGGACGAAAGUGUGGCGAUAAUAUGGUCUACAAAACUAUUAGACGAUUGGUUUACAUCGAUGACUCUCCUGAAAUAUGCAUUCUGCAAUGCAUAUGUGUCAGCAAAAAAUAUGUGGAAAAAGAUGGACGAUGUAUUUUACGAGAAUGA
Molecule: messenger RNA, 765 nt
Organism: Dracunculus medinensis (Guinea worm)
Lineage: Eukaryota; Metazoa; Nematoda; Chromadorea; Rhabditida; Dracunculidae
Source: the annotation of a GenBank genome assembly